GUCACUGGUCUGCCGUCUGGUCCAUGAUUUUGAAUUUUGAGACUUGCGUUGUAAAUUGGUAUUCGGUUAUUACAUGGUUAAUACAUUGAAUUGAUUAAUUUAACGUCGUUAAUAUCUCGUUAGAGAGUACCUAUUUGUAUUCCUUGAUUAUUCCAAUCAAGGUGGGAAGUUUACCCUGUGGUCUUGCCUAUAAAUAAAUAUGUCUAUAGGCACUGUUUAUGAAAAAGCAUAUAAAGGUGAUUUCAAUCAAGUUAAAGUUAAAAUUGACGAAAAUAAAUCCUUAAUAGCAGUUGCAGACACAAAUAACAGACUACUUAUUCAUUGGGCCGCCUUGGGUGGCAAUGAAAAUCUUGUGGAUUUUCUCAUAGAUUUGGGUAGCCCUAUUGACCCAAAUGAUGACACAAACUGUACUCCAUUAUUAUUAGCCUCUUCUGCUGGCAGGUUAGAGGUUGUAAGACUUCUAAUUGGAAAAGGAGCUAAUGUAAAUCACAAAUCAAAUCGUGGCCAAUCAUCUUUACAUUAUGCAUGUUCAAAAGGACAUAUAGAGGUAGCAAAAUUAUUAAUUGAUGCUGAUGCUAAUAUAAAUGAGGUAGAUAUACUGGGUGCCACACCACUCCACAGAGCUGCUGCCCAGGGAAGAUCCAAUAUAGUUGAAUUGCUUUUGGCGAGUCCAUUAAUUCAAGUAGAUCUAAGUGACUCUACUGGUUGCACAGCAUUACAUUUAGCUUGUGAAGAGGACAGAGAAGCUACUGCAUGUAUGUUAGUUCAAGCUGGGGCGAAUUUGAACGUAAUCAACAAGGAAAAGAAAACUCCAUUAGACGUUUGUUCCAAUAAAUUAAAAAAAUCCUUAAUAAACUUAACUAUUUGAA
This is a messenger RNA of Maniola jurtina (meadow brown), 869 nucleotides long. RefSeq names its product 26S proteasome non-ATPase regulatory subunit 10-like. Gene Ontology annotation, biological process: protein palmitoylation. The coding region runs from base 200 to 868 and encodes 222 amino acids. Gene Ontology annotation, molecular function: palmitoyltransferase activity; protein binding. Lineage: Eukaryota; Metazoa; Arthropoda; Insecta; Lepidoptera; Nymphalidae. The record is from RefSeq and is a predicted model, not a curated record. The transcript is spliced from 5 exons. Gene Ontology annotation, cellular component: Golgi membrane.